ACUCGCCUGGAGCGCGCGGGCAAGGCGGGCGGAGCGCACUGGAACUCAAGGGGGCGCACAGCGGCGCGCUCGCACCGCUCGGCUCCGCGCGGCUCUAGGAGGUGGCGGCGGUGGCGGUGGCGGCGGUGGCGGCGGCGGCGGCGGCGGGGCGCAGGGCUGAGCGAGCGUCCGGGUUCCGGGGCUCCGGGGAAGGCGGUUGCAGCUCCUGAGUGCAGCGCGGCUUCCUGCCACUGUCCCGGCCCGGCCACCUCUCUGUCAUGGCUCUGGCGGACAGCACACGUGGAUUACCCAACGGGGGCGGCGGCGGGGGCGGCAGUGGCUCCUCGUCGUCCUCCGCGGAGCCACCGCUCUUCCCCGACAUCGUGGAGCUGAACGUGGGGGGCCAGGUGUACGUGACCCGGCGCUGCACGGUGGUGUCGGUGCCCGACUCGCUGCUCUGGCGCAUGUUCACGCAGCAGCAGCCGCAGGAGCUGGCCCGGGACAGCAAAGGCCGCUUCUUUCUGGACCGGGACGGCUUCCUCUUCCGCUACAUCCUGGAUUACCUGCGGGACUUGCAGCUCGUGCUGCCCGACUACUUCCCCGAGCGCAGCCGGCUGCAGCGCGAGGCCGAGUACUUCGAGCUGCCAGAGCUCGUGCGCCGCCUCGGGGCGCCCCAGCAGCCCGGCCCGGGGCCGCCGCCCUCGCGGCGCGGGGUGCACAAGGAGGGCUCGCUGGGUGACGAGCUGCUGCCGCUUGGCUACUCGGAGCCCGAACAGCAGGAGGGCGCCUCUGCCGGGGCGCCGUCGCCCACGCUGGAGCUGGCUAGCCGCAGUCCGUCCGGGGGCGCGGCGGGCCCGCUGCUCACGCCGUCCCAGUCGCUGGACGGCAGCCGGCGCUCGGGCUACAUCACCAUCGGCUACCGCGGCUCCUACACCAUCGGGCGGGACGCGCAGGCGGACGCCAAGUUCCGGCGAGUGGCGCGCAUCACCGUUUGCGGAAAGACGUCGCUGGCCAAGGAGGUGUUUGGGGACACCCUGAACGAAAGCCGGGACCCCGACCGUCCCCCGGAGCGCUACACCUCGCGCUAUUACCUCAAGUUCAACUUCCUGGAGCAGGCCUUCGACAAGCUGUCCGAGUCGGGCUUCCACAUGGUGGCGUGCAGCUCCACGGGCACCUGCGCCUUUGCCAGCAGCACCGACCAGAGCGAGGACAAGAUCUGGACCAGCUACACCGAGUACGUCUUCUGCAGGGAGUGAGCUCCCCAGACCCCCUCGCCACUCCAGCGCCCAGUCCUUCUCCUGCCCGAGAGAUGAUUACAGAGCCUCUUGUCCCACCUUUGUCCCCUGGCUGCUGCCCUCCCAUUCUCCCCCUCCAGUAGUAGCUGGGUGAGACCUGUCCGCCCACCUUCCCUCCACUACAGAACCUGCAGCCGCAAAUCCUCUGGGCUGCUUCGUCUUCUUUGGACCUCCUGAACCGAGAGAACCCAGAGGAACCCCCACCCCACCCCCACCUACCACUCCAUGCUUUCUCUACUCCCUGCCUCAAACCACCCCUCCCCCAGAUGGUACUUCAGUUUGGAUCUAUUGGGGGAGUGUGGCCACAGACCGGGGGAUGAUUGAAUUGUUCAGAACCUGAUUGGACCGUGUCCAAUGUGCGGAAGAUUUCCUUGAAAUCUUCUCAAGCUCUUAUGACUCACUGGGGGUUUAAGAGAUCAGGAUUGGUUCCACUGUCUGGGGUUAGUGUUUUACAAGGUCAUUACACAGUCUUUUUGACCUCUUUUGAAGGUAGAGUUUUAGAAGGCUGGAUGGAAGAUUCUGAGCCUGGAAUUAGGACCCCAUGGAGGCAGUUCAGUAACUAAACUAAUAAAGUUUUGAAAAGUUACACGUAAAGUAGAAGAAUCUAGUGCGUGGGACAGUAAAGGAUCCUUUCUCGUACAGAAUAAAAGGUCUCAGCCUGUAGCUUAAACUUAUAGAAAGUGAUCCGCCUGCCUGCAGAGGCGCCCUUUUCAGCUGCUGCUCGCCAGAAGCCCUUGAUUCCACUGGUUGACAUGGCAGCAGUUACUGGCAAGAGGGAGAAAGGACGCUGCCGCCUAAGAGUGCAAGGCUGCUCAGGUCUCCAAGCGCCGUAGGAGGUCACCUGGCAGUGACUGUAGGGAGCUGGGUCAUAGUGCACGUCGUGGGUAUUAGGAAAGCCUGUAUUCUUUCAAUGAAUGUCAGUAGGACCUUCCUUUAGCUGUAAGACUUGGUGGGCGGGGUGGGGUGGGGAGGGAGGAAAGGGUAGGAAGGGUGGGAAGGGAGAAGCAGACAUAGUCAUUUAUGAUUUGAAAGUUGGAAGUUUGUACCAUCUGUUUGAGUAUAUGCACAUUUAAAAAAUAUCAUAUAGUAAAUGCAAACAUGCCAAGUAUUUUAUAAAGAUUAAUAACAGACCUACUCUUACCUGGCAGUUUACUUAACUUACUGUUUUGAGUCCUAAACUUAGAGUUGUUAAUGCUUAUAUAUAAUCUAACCAAAGAGUUACCCAGUAGGGUUUUAGUUUUUGAACUUUUAUUUUCUUGUUGAUUAUAAAUCCUGAUUUUGGAAUCUAUUGCGCAAAAGAAGUUUCAUUUUGGUUACUUAGACCUAAGAUCACUUAUUAAAAAUCCUUAUUUUCUCCAAGCCCAGCAAACGUUGACUUCUGGGCAAACCUGAAAACCUGAAAAUGCCACUUUCAUGCAGUUUGUUUGAAGUUAAGUGGAAUCCUUUCAAAUGACGAGCUGCAGAGAACUCAGCACCAAGGGCUGCCUAUCUGUAGAUAGCUGUAAAAUGGAAUAUUUUUAAAUGAAGGCAAAUAAGUACUUAAAAGUGAGCUGAGCAAUAAAAUGGUCCAAUAAUAGGUAAAUGCAACAGAAACAGAAGGAGACCUGGUUGCCUUAUGCCUUUACUCUUACAUGGAAUAAAUUCCCAAUGCAUAUCCUAUGUAAACCAUAAGUGAAGGGAAAUAAACCUCGUCAUGCUCCAUGCUGUGAGGUGUCCUUUGGAUAUUCUGUGAUGACAGAGAAGCCUAUUUUGUUUUGUUUUCAGCAUCUUUCUCUGAUGUACGUUUUUAAGGAUUUUGUAAGAGCUGUUUUCAGUGUUUAAAUUAGUGCUAUUUUUCCUUGUUUUUAAAAAUGAAUCUCGUACUGUAUCUUACUAUGUCCAUACAGAUGUUACAAAUCGACAGUUUUAUUCUUAGACUCAUGUGAUCCAAGCUGUAUAUACCAUAUAUAAACAUUUUACAUGAAUCAUUUAGUUUUUUAAUUCAUUUACUAAUGCUAUAAAAUUUCCUAUAUUACCCCAGUAAUUUGCAUCAGCUGGUUUAUAUACUAAAGCAACAUGUUUUGAUGAGUUUCUUACAUCCUUAUCGAGGAAUUGGGUUAGGAAAAAAUACAUAAUUGUAAAACUGAGUUUGCUGUAUUAUACUUUUUUUCUUGAGUAUUAGUUGUAUUACUAAUCAUAUGUUGAUUAACUGUCUACUUAAAGUCAAGGUACCUGUAUUUUUAAUCCACUAAUUUUUUUUUAGUUGGGAAAUAGAUUUCAGGUCUUUUAUUAGACUAACAUUUUUUGAGAAGUAAAAUUGACUUCAUAUACAAAGCCUGUAAUUUUAGGCGAAAUGGAAGCAGAAAUCUAGGAAGUUGUGCUUGCUUGUAUGUUGAGUUUGGUCUCAGACUAAGUAAUGCAUCAGAAUUCAUCUGUUUGAAGCCUGAAAUAAUUUAGGACUCUGAUUCACUGACCAAAAGUCAGUGUUGCAGAGAUUUCUCUACCCCGUAUGGUAUUUUGUUAGAUUGUUCAACAGGAAGCACAUGAUUGAGAACAUCUUGGGACAGACCAAAACCACUGACAGAUGGCAAGGCUCGGCGAUUCUGAUUUCCCUUCUCAAAUCUGCUCAACUCCAAGAGUCUUGAGAAACUGCUAAAAUUUUGCCUCUGUCACUCAAGUCUUACAAAUGUUAUCUUGUAAACCUUUGAGGUGAACUAUUCCACUGUCUUGUACAUAGGCAUCUUAUUCACUGCACCCUGUCACACCCAGCACCCCCCGCCCCGCACAUUAUUUGAAAGACUGGGAAUUUAAUGGUUAGGGACAGUAAAUCUACUUCUUUUUCCAGGGACGACUGUCCCCUCUAAAGUUAAAGUCAAUACAAGAAAACUGUCUAUUUUUAGCCUAAAGUAAAGGCUGUGAAGAAAAUUCAUUUUACAUUGGGUAGACAGUAAAAAACAAGUAAAAUAACUUGACAUGAGCACCUUUAGAUCCCUUCCCCUCCAUGGGCUUUGGGCCACAGAAUGAACCUUUGAGGCCUGUAAAGUGGAUUGUAAUUUCCUAUAAGCUGUAAUAGUGGAGGUAUUGUGGGUUCAUUUGAGUAAGCCCUCCAAAGAUACCAUUCAAAUAACCUGGGAGAAUGUCAUAAAUUAUUCAGAUAAUUAACACUGCAUGAAUCUGAUUCAGAGGCAUGCAUUUACAUAUGUUGCCCUAAUUACCAUUUGAUGAUCAUAAAUACAAGUGAAUGACAUUGGACUUUUAGUAACAAACUUAAUUUUUAAAAAGGUGUAGACAAUGGUGGUUAAAAAAAAAAAAAAAACAGGUACCAGGUUCUGUGUGUUUGCACCAAGUAAUUGACAUGUUUUUUAAUACAUGUGGACCAUGAACAGUAUUCAUUCUACUUUUUCAAAUGAUAUGCUGUAGAAAAUAUUCCUUGAAGAUGUGAGAUUUAAAAAUUUUUCCCUUUCAAUGUUGUUAUGUAUUCUACUGGUUUUUGAUUGAUAGCACAGUGAUAAAUCAUAAUACUAGACAAAAUUGUCUUCUCUUUCAAACCAGAGCCAUAUAUAUGUCUGUAUAUAUGGGACCUACUGCUUCUCUGAGGAAAUGCAUAAUCUGUUAAUAUCAGACAAAAUGAGCAAUUGGCAGUGCUCAUAAUAUAUUCCAAUUUUUAUUGGAAUUUUCGAUGGAAUGUUAUUUCAAUAAAGCCAUGUAAGGUGAAACUUUGAUAACUUUUUACUCUUCAAGUUAGGGUAAAUUCUGAUCCAAUAUUCAAUUCAUUUGUGUACUCCCACAUGCAAAAUGCUAAAUUACAAUGCAGACAUUAAGAAAAAGUAUUGACUGGAGGGGUUGAAUUCCUUGAGAAUUUAUUUUAUAGUCUAAAUCACAAAUACUUUACUCAAUUUAGUUUUUAAAAUAGUAAACUGAAUAUUUUUGUUGUAAGCCUAUCAGAGUCAAUCCUUCGUUUGGAAUUGUUUUCCUGUUUUUCCUUACUAUAAAUCAUUUAAAAACUGAAUUCAUUUUCUUAGAUGGCAUAAGUCUGUCUCUUGAGAAAUAAGUAAAAUACUCCUAUUUUCAGUAUCUGUAGCACCUGAAAUAGGUCUUUGUAUAGCCAGAAACAAGUUAUGUUGAAGUUAGCUUUUCUUUGUCAACAGUUUUGGACAAUAAAAAUCUGAAAGUAUUAACACUUGAUUUUCUACUGGGGCCCUUCAAACUUGGUUGGAAGAAAUUCAACCAGAAUAUCUACAUUAGAGUAUAAUCAUGUGUGGUAGGAAGAUGGACUAGUUAAUCAAGAUUUGUUGUCACUUAAAUUUUUUGUGAUUUUUUUCCAAGCCAGUUUUUUUAAAUUCUAAAUGUGUUUUGAGGUAUGGGUACAUUAAUUGUAAUGUAAACUAUUAUACAACUGUUUUUGCGACUUUAUAGGCAGGUAAAUUUUGCUAUUACUAUUGAAUACAAAUGACAAUUCAUUUAUGACCACUCAAACAGCGUUAGUAACCAUUUAGUGACAAAGGAUUAAAACAUCCAUCUGGAUGUUAAUUUUGAAGAUGUAAAUUAUAUGUUGUUUAAAUUUUUCCAGGCAUCUGAAAACCUUAUCUGCUAGACAAUGUAAGAUUCACACAGAGUUAUCUGGGAUUCUGAUUUUUUAAAUAGUACAUAUCAUUAAACCAUUUUCUCUAAAUGUAAGAAGAGCAGAAAAAAUCUUAUAAGAUUAUCAGAUUUUUCUAAUGACACAGAAAUGUAAGAAAAAAAUCCCUUUAUAUUGAAAAAAGAUGCAGUCAAAGUCUUUUCAGACAUGCCCAAACUUUGAGAAUUUCUUCAACCAUCUAAUGCUAUAAAGAUUUUUGUUCUUCCUGUUCACAACCAGUUGUAUAACAGAAAUACUAGCUACUGUUUUCCUUCCUGUGUGUGAAGUAAUGAAUCAUUGAUUAUGUGACUUGUUAUGUAUUCAAUUAAACACUAAAGAAUAAAACAUUCACUCCUUUAA
This is a messenger RNA of Homo sapiens (human), 6231 nucleotides long. RefSeq names its product potassium channel tetramerization domain containing 12 (gene KCTD12). Lineage: Eukaryota; Metazoa; Chordata; Mammalia; Primates; Hominidae. The transcript has a single exon. Gene Ontology annotation, cellular component: presynaptic membrane; postsynaptic membrane. Gene Ontology annotation, molecular function: identical protein binding. Gene Ontology annotation, biological process: protein homooligomerization; G protein-coupled receptor signaling pathway. The coding region runs from base 258 to 1235 and encodes 325 amino acids. The record is from RefSeq and is marked validated.